CCGAGCCGCUUUCAGAAUGACAGUCUGCAGGAGUGAGCUGAGCGUGUGCGCGGAACCGGGCUCUCCUGCCUUCUGGGCUCCAACACAGCUCCGUGGCUGAACUGGGUGCUCACCGCCACGGGACCGACCGCCGGGCUAUGGAAUACAGAUGUGGCAGUACAGGUAGCCCCACGUUGCCUAGAGGAAUACAUCAUGGGUUUUGAGAAGAAAUUGUAGAAGCCAGUUUUUUUUUUAACAUACACGCACGCGCGCGCGCACACACAUACACAUACACACACACACACACACACACACACACACACACACACUGUAAAGAUGCAAAAACGUAAUAUCCAUGAAGAUCCUAUUACCUAGGAAGACUCGGCUGUUUUGCUGCGAAUGCGGUGUUGGGAUUUAUUUGUUCUUGGAGUGUUCUGCACGGCUGGUAAAGAAUAAUGUUCCAAAAUCGGUCCAUCUCCCAAGGGGUCCAAUUUUUCUUCCUGGGUGUCAGCGAGCCCUGACUCACUACACUGCAGCUGACAGGGGCUGUCAUGCAGGCGGCCCCUAAGCCAAAGCAAAAGACCUAAGGACGGCCUUUGAACAAUACAAAGGAUGGGUUUCAAUGUAAUCAGGCUACUGCGCGGAUCGGCGGUAGCAGCGGUUCUGGCCCCCACUGUUUUACUGACAAUGCUUUCCUCUGCUGAACGGGGAUGCCCUAAGGGUUGUAGGUGCGAAGGCAAAAUGGUCUACUGUGAAUCUCAGAAACUGCAGGAGAUCCCUUCAAGCAUAUCAGCCGGUUGCUUGGGCUUAUCCCUUCGCUACAACAGCCUCCAAAAACUUAAGUAUAAUCAAUUCAAAGGGCUCAACCAGCUCACCUGGCUGUACCUUGACCAUAACCAUAUCAGCAAUAUUGACGAGAAUGCUUUCAAUGGGAUACGCAGGCUCAAAGAGUUGAUUCUGAGUUCCAACAGGAUCUCUUAUUUUCUUAACAACACCUUCAGACCUGUGACCAAUUUGCGGAACUUGGAUCUGUCCUAUAAUCAGCUCCAUUCUCUGGGAUCUGAACAGUUCCGGGGCUUGAGGAAGCUGCUGAGUUUACACCUCCGCUCCAACUCCCUGAGAACCAUCCCAGUGCGGAUCUUCCAAGACUGUCGCAACCUGGAACUUCUGGACCUGGGCUAUAACAGGAUCCGAAGUUUAGCCAGGAACGUCUUUGCGGGCAUGAUCAGGCUCAAAGAACUUCACCUGGAGCACAAUCAAUUUUCCAAGCUCAACCUGGCGCUUUUCCCAAGGUUGGUAAGCCUUCAGAACUUGUACAUGCAGUGGAAUAAAAUCAGUGUCAUAGGGCAAACCAUGUCCUGGACUUGGAGUUCCCUACAGAGGCUUGACCUAUCUGGGAAUGAGAUCGAAGCCUUCAGUGGACCCAGUGUCUUCCAGUGCGUCCCCAACCUGCAGCGCCUCAACCUGGAUUCCAACAAGCUCACAUUUAUUGGUCAAGAGAUUCUGGAUUCUUGGAUCUCUCUCAAUGACAUCAGUCUUGCUGGGAAUAUAUGGGAAUGCAGCAGGAAUAUCUGUUCCCUGGUAAACUGGCUGAAAAGUUUUAAAGGGCUGAGAGAGAAUACAAUUAUCUGCGCCAGUCCCAAAGAGCUGCAGGGGGUCAACGUGAUCGAGGCAGUGAAGAACUACAGCAUCUGUGGCAAAAGCACCACCGAGAGGUUUGACCUAGCCAGGGCGCUCCCCAAGCCCACGUUUAAGCCCAAGCUCCCCAGGCCGAAGCACGAGAGCAAGCCUCCGCUGCCCCCCACGGUGGGAGCUACGGAACCCAGCCCAGAGACAGAUGUGGACACGGAGCACAUCUCCUUCCAUAAGAUCAUCGCGGGCAGCGUUGCCCUUUUCCUGUCGGUGCUGGUCAUCCUCUUGGUGAUGUACGUGUCCUGGAAGCGGUACCCCGCCAGCAUGAAGCAGCUGCAGCAGCGCUCCCUCAUGCGAAGGCACCGGAAGAAGAAACGGCAAUCGCUCAAGCAAAUGACUCCUGGCACCCAGGAAUUUUAUGUAGAUUAUAAACCCACCAACACGGAGACCAGCGAGAUGCUGCUGAACGGAACGGGACCCUGCACCUAUAGCAAGUCAGGCUCCAGGGAAUGUGAGAUACCUUUAUCAAUGAAUGUGUCCACCUUUCUGGCAUACGACCAGCCCACAAUAAGUUACUGUGGGGUCCAUCAUGAACUUCUCUCCCAUAAGUCCUUUGAAACGAACGCACAGGAAGACACGAUGGAAAGCCACCUAGAGACUGAGCUGGACUUGAGCACAAUCACAUCAGCUGGCCGCAUCAGUGACCAUAAACCACAGCUGGCUUGACCGAGCCAAGCGGUCGCCCAGACUUGCUACCAAACUGUAACCUCAACCACAGAGAGAGGAAAUUUUGUUCAUUGCAACUCUCAAAAUCAAAGCAAAACAAAAAGUUCCCUGUUCAAAUAAACAAAAUUCCAAGAUUGGUUCAUGAAAUAAAUGAAGACAUGAAUUGUUUCAAGUCUAUACUUUGUAACUAGCUAAGUUGUGCAGUAUUUUUUUGACUUUGACAGAGAAUGGCCCUGAAAAAAAAACAUUUUUUUCCAAAACUCAUCCUACCUAUGUGUAAAAAUUGUACAGCGCUAAUGUAUUUUUUCAUAUUAUAAAAUUUCAAUUCUAGGAACAACUGGUAUGUACAGUACCAUAAUUUAAUUAUGCUUUACUUUACACCUUUCCGUUUCUAAAAUUUUAAAUUAACAAACAUUAUUUCUUGUGUUCUUGAGAGUUACUCGGUUUUGUAGGGGCUGUUUUGUUACUGCGUUUGUGCCCAGAAACCUUGACUCUAAAACCUGUGCUGUGCGAACAAUGCACGAUUUUUAUCAUUAUCACGCUUACUGCAUAGAAUUUUAUCUUCUUGUUCCAGAAAUAAUACAUUAACCAAAAAAGGUUUUAAUUGUUCAGACGUGUAAGAGGUUCUUCAAUUACAUAGACAGGUCUUUCUUAUAAAUGAAAAAAAUCAGAUUUUUUUUUAACAGUUCUAAGACUUAACUGUUGCCUUGAAUUACAGCCUAGUUUCUAAGCAGUGAAAUGUAAUGAUAAAGAGGGAUAUUUUAACAAAGUAUUUCCGAAUGAAUGACUCAUUAUUUCAUUCUUUUGAGUAGCCAUUGUUAAGGGUAGGGGAAAGCAUGGACCAAACAUCAAUAGAAACAAAGGUCGUAACCACAGCAACAGACUUUGAUACACUUCAAAGGGCAGCUACAGUGACAAAGAAAACUUCCGUUACAUCUCCUUCUUGUCAGACCAAGGUGGGAGGACACGGUAUAAUUGUACAGUAGCAAUUUUUUUCUCUUAAUUAACCCAAAGUGGUUUUAUCUAAAAAUAACCACAAGUCAUUUCAAACCGUGCCUGGUUCUUAAGGCAAGUUUUCAUUUAGAAGGUAAAACUAUAUUUGGGGAAUAUUUCAAAGGAAAAAUACAGAAUUUUUCUUAUUGUGUACCACACCCAAGAAAGAACAUUAAAAAUCUAGUUCUUUCAGUAUAGAUGUGCUUAGUGGAGAAAACUCACUACAGAAUAGACUGUAACAGUCUACAGUUCCCUUGUUCAUGCUGUUCAUUUGGGGAUUUAGCUACAAAUUAUCCAAAACAAUUAGCAAGUGAUGUUAGACAUCAAUCUAAAUCACAUAUUGGUUACAUGAUUGCGUUUUAAAUUAAAAUCAAAUUAAGAAAACCUGAAUUUUCCACAGCUGAAAUGACAACUUCUAUCUCUAGUCUACCUGACAGGUUAUUGUUGGAAAUAUUAGUUUGUCCAUGAUAAUCACAUAGUUUUGAAUGUUUGGAUAUAAAACUGCAAGUGUCAAUCACUGUUAUGUGAAGAGAAGCAUUGUUUUUCAUGGUUUAACAAUAUUCAUGACAUCAGAAGUAAAGGACAAAAGCAUCAGUCUAACAGAGGUCAAACCAAUCAAAAAUGGUAGAGAAAAACAGGGAGUGAAAAACGUUGUUAAACUUAAUUUUUUACCUCCUCUUAAGAAAUACUUUCUGUAUGCACACAGUUUCACACAGACUGAUUACAGCAAAUUUAAGAACAACACUAGGAAGGAAGAAUUUCAAAAUUAUAAACAAUUAUCUGCUGGAAAAAAGAGGGGGGAAGCAAAAUAAAAGAAGAAGCAACCAUCAAUUUUAAUGUAACUACAAAUGUCACGGUACUUGUGUCAAAUAUUUAGCAUCCCAGAUUUUGUAACAUAUUUUGCAUAAGUUAUUUACUAUUCAAUAUUUUUGUUAUUUAAGUCUAAUUUGAAUCUUAAUUGUUUUCCAGUUUCUUGUUUCUUUGCAAUGUAUUUCCUGAUUGUUCUUGAUCCCUUACACUGAGAUUUCGCUCUGAACAAAAUUUAAACUGGGUUACAAAUCUAUUCUUUGUGAGUCUGGAAUCAAAUGGAAUUUUAUUAUAUAAACCAAAAUGUUAUUUGCAACUUUUUCAUUAGAAGUCAUUCUCCCAAGGAUCCAAAAAAAGCAUUAAUUUGUAAAACUAAGCACCUUCAAACUUUUCCCAGAUGCUUCACAAGUUGACAAAUAAUUUAAAAAAGAAAAAAAAAAAGAACCUUAAGACUCCAAAGGAGCCUUACAAAUGUAUACCCUUCAUUUCCUGAUGCAAAGCACUUUCUUUAAACAUUUUAAUAUAUCAUUUUUGCAAAUUCUUUGAGAAUCUCAUCUGUGCAUACAGUGUAUUUUGAUCAUAUUCACCCCCCCAACACAUCCCCAGCUCUCCUAGAUCUAUCCUUGCCUGCAUCCCCAAAGCCCUUACACACACACACACAAUGUUCUGAGUCCAGCUUUUGCUGCCCAUAUACACGUGUGGGGCCCUCAAUUAGAGCUAGGUCAACCUACCAGAAAACACUCCUAUAAGUACACUUUUGCUCCCUCUAUCAGAUGUUACUAAAGGUUUUCACUUUCUCUCUGGUGAACUACCAAUGGGAGCAAUCAUCUUGGAACUGUAGCAGGGAGCACCCCAUGCCUUCAGCUACAGUAAGAAGCCAGCAAACGAAGACUGCGGAGAUAUUUAACAUUUGGCAUUAUGCCCAAAAGGUCUUUAAACAAGAAAAAAACAUCAGGUUAUGUCAUUUUUGUGUUGUUCUGCCUUGUCAGGGGUGGAGGUAGCUGGUGUUAAAUUCUGCUGGAACAGGAGGUAGAAUAAUAGAAUUGAAUCUUUAUCACACAUAUGAAAUUUUCUAAUUGGUAUCAAAAACUUGUAUGUGUAACUUCUCUUUGUCAGAGUUACUCUUUGCCCAUGUCUCCCUCUAACCACCUGCCUGACCCCUGUGCGCCCUCCGCGGCUGCUGCUCACCUAACUAAACAACUAGAAAAAGCUGUUUGUCUGGUCGUUGGGUUGCAAACUAGAGUCUGACCCAUCACAGUUACCACAGCAGCAGCAGCUGAAACAUACGGUAAAGCCAGACAGGGUUCUAAGGUUUACAAAUCUUGUGACUUGUCUCAUUCUGCCAUCCUAAAGAACCCUGUGAAGACACACUCAUGCCCCAUAAGUUGAGACGCAUCCAAGGACACAGAGCUGAGAGCUCUCAGAGCCCAGAGGUUGUUUUUUCCAUUAUGCGAAAAGCUCCCUCUCUCUGGCCAGAGCCACAGAACUCCCAGAGAUAACAGACAAAAGAAAUUAGACAUGUCAUUUAGCAAGUUCUAAUUCAUCUCAGACGUCUGUACACCAUGUGAGCCCAGGGAGUAGGAUCUAGGCUUGCUCGUGAUGGUCCUUUGUUCAGAAGCACCGCAAGCCACACGUUUCUUAAUAUACAAGGUCAUUUGUGAAUGUGUAGAUCAGCACGCCAAGAUGUGAGACAAGAAGACCCCAGAGUGCAAAGGGAAAUCAGGAGGGUGAAAAGAGGAACCACCCCACAGUGAGAUCGCUAGUGGUUGCAAAAAUCCAUAAUGCAGAGCUGAUAGUACUUUCAACUGAGUACAUGUUUGACUCAGAGUUAACAAGGAAGACAUUUUCUCUUUCAUUUUGUGUUUUGGGAAGAUUUUUUUAAGUCAUGAUUUUUUUUUAAAAGAACUCUCAUAAUAAAGAUAAAACAUCAGUUAUUUAAAUAGACACAUAUACUAAAAGAUAUGACAGUCUGUGAAUAUUUUGGGGUUUAUCGUCUCCAUCUCUGUCCCCUCCUGAAUGUCCUAGAAAUCUCAUAAAACCAGCAAGACUUUUAAUACAAAUUAUAUUUUAGAAGGCAAUAUAAGCCAAAUUUAACACUCAAGACAAACAUAACCCAGUUUGAACUUAGAUCUGUCUGCUUACACAAACUGCUUGGAAAUUGUAAAUUUAUUUGCAGAGUUAUUUUCUAAAAUAAACUGUUUAGGGGAAUAAAAAUACACUUGGUUUUAACUAUUCCUGACUGGAGGACAGAUACCAUCUCUCAAACUAAAUGCCAAAAAUAAGAACAGAAAGUAUGAAAACAGAGAGCUGGUAGGAACUGUUAAUAAGCUGGAAGGAGGAAAGUCAGAUGUUUGGACAAGCAGCACAUGACUGGGGAGACGCAGGGAGCCUGGCAGGUGUCAAGCAGUUCUCAGAGUAAAUCUAGUAACAUUGUAGAUGUGUGCUUGUGUAGGGGCGUGUGAGUAUGUGUGCUUGUAUGUGUGUGCACACACGCGCACGUGGAAGCCAGAGAUCAACCUUGGAUGCUAUUCUUCAGCAGCUGUCCAUCUGGGAUUAGGGACAAAGUCAGUCCCUAGGACCUAGGAGAAGCCAAGGACACUGGAUUGGUUAGCCACCAAACCCCCAGGGAUCUGCUCUGCUCUGCAUUCCCACCAUCACACCUAGCCCUCUUACAUGGGUGCUCAGACUUGUACAUCUGAUGCUUUACCAACUGAGUUUUUGCCACAGUCCAUAUCAUAGCCUGGAGGAACUGCUCAUAUUGAUACAAACAAUCAGAACAGGCUUAAGUUCCUGAUAGGUUUGCUUUGCAGUGAGAAUUCAGAUAAACUGUCAUAACCGUUAAAGGUUCCAACUUCACCCAUUACCAUAUGAACUCACUACACUACUC
This is a messenger RNA of Microtus oregoni (creeping vole), 7024 nucleotides long. It is a transcript of the gene Lrrtm3, whose product is annotated as leucine rich repeat transmembrane neuronal 3. Gene Ontology annotation, cellular component: plasma membrane. The record is from RefSeq and is a predicted model, not a curated record. The transcript is spliced from 3 exons. NCBI's taxonomy places the organism in Eukaryota, Metazoa, Chordata, Mammalia, Rodentia, Cricetidae. Bases 592 to 2337 code for a protein of 581 amino acids. Gene Ontology annotation, molecular function: protein binding.